AUGUGAUGUUUAUAGGACUUUGUAUCACUAGAUUACUAGUAACCUCAAUGAUUCCGAAUGGUUCGCUCUACAUGUUUUCUGAAUUGAAAAUUAACGUCAAUCGUAAGCAAAGAAACUGAAAAAUCAUUCCUCUGCGUUGUUGCAGUUUAGGAAUUACAAAACAAUUCUGGCAGUCGGCGCAAUGAAAACAAUCGUUUGAGGUUAAGUUAUAUUUCCUUGAAAUUAAAGUGUCUUAUAAUUACAUUAAGACCAGAAUAUAUAAAAAUGUUUUCGUUACGAGUGGCACUUUUCGCUCUGAGAUUUGCGGAGAGAAGAUCGCUAUGGACCGCUGCACGUUAUUUGCAAAGUGCAAAGCUACUUGGUUAUAACAGUACUUACUAUACGUUGAAUAAUGUCAACCGUCAUUAUGCUAGCCUCCAGCCACAAGAAGAUGUUGAUAAAAACACUGAAAAUAACAAGCAAGUUAUUGGGCGAAUCGAAGGGAAGCUUAAAUUAAUGUUCACCUGUAAAAAAUGCAAAACGAGAUCUGCAAAGAUUAUCUCCAAACUAGCAUACGAAAAGGGUAUAGUGAUAGUGCGCUGUGAUGGGUGCAAGAAUAAUCAUCUUAUUGCAGAUAAUCUUGGAUGGUUCUUUGGUAUUACCAGAAAGACCAAUAUUGAACGGAUAUUGGCAGAGAAAGGUGAACAAGUUCUUAGGAUUCGAAAUGACGAGCACGGUUAUUUUGAAGCCGUUGCUAAGGAGGAAGUAGGAAAUGUCAAAAAAUACUAUGAAAGUGUGUGCAGCCAGAAUUUAAAAAUAGAAGAGGAGUCAAGUUUAAUUGAGAAAGAUGAUAAACAAGUACAAGAAACGACACAUACAAAGAGCGUUGUCGAUGACAGCAAACUGCUUUAAGAGCAAUAAAAGUUACUGAUGCUUAGGACAUUAAUUUUUAGAUGUAAUAACGUGUAAGAAGUAAAUAUAGCUGUAAGAAGUUGUAACAUAAAUUAAAAUAAUGUUAUACCAUUAUAUGAUCUAUGCUCGAAUACUUCACUAAUCUAAAUAAAUAAAACAAAGUAAAACUUU
Orussus abietinus is the source of this 1062-nucleotide messenger RNA. RefSeq lists its product as uncharacterized. Gene Ontology annotation, biological process: protein import into mitochondrial matrix; protein stabilization; protein folding. Bases 265 to 891 code for a protein of 208 amino acids. The record is from RefSeq and is a predicted model, not a curated record. Gene Ontology annotation, molecular function: zinc ion binding; protein-folding chaperone binding. NCBI's taxonomy places the organism in Eukaryota, Metazoa, Arthropoda, Insecta, Hymenoptera, Orussidae. The transcript has a single exon. Gene Ontology annotation, cellular component: mitochondrion.